GAGCAGCUAAUGUUUAAAGGCCGCAGUGUCUACAGAGUCAUCCCUUGGUCCCUUGAGUAAUCCAGAUGUCGAGAAAGCCACCACUCGGAGGGAAGGAACUUGACCACCAAGUAGAGUCAAGAGAUACGCGGCAGGGAUGGAAAAAAGGGAAAGACAGAGCGAGUGAAAUGUAAAGGAUGGAGAAGCAAACUGAAGACAGGUGAGGUUAACCGCACCUCGACGCCGUGACCCGGCGGCGUUGGCCGCAGCGGUCACCGACCUGACGGAGGUCGCUGCGCGCGAGACGGCUGCACAAGCGCCCCGGGGACUGCGACCCCGGCUCCGGGGAGGGGCCACUCGAUGCCGGCAGCUACAAGUCACGACUGCAGCAAAGCUCAGCGACGGAGAGCCCGCAGGCUCGGCCAAGAACCCCCCCCCCCCCGCGGGGGGCAGGCGCCAAGCGCCGCGCGAACUUUCCAGGAGGCGUCCAGUUCAACCGAGUUGGAGCACCGCCCUUCGCAUGGCCCCCGAAACGUGGGCCGGGCUCGGGCUCGGGACCUCCCUGAGCGGAAACAGCGGGCCUGCGGUGUUCCCAAACAGGUCCGACAAAGUACUAUAUAAGUUGCUACCUCGGAGGCCCCGAGUUGUGCUUGUCUUGCAGCCAUGUCGGGCCGCGGCAAGGGCGGCAAGGGCCUGGGCAAGGGCGGCGCCAAGCGCCACCGCAAGGUGCUGCGCGACAACAUCCAGGGCAUCACCAAGCCCGCCAUCCGGCGGCUGGCCCGGCGCGGCGGCGUCAAGCGCAUCUCCGGCCUCAUCUACGAGGAGACCCGCGGGGUGCUCAAGGUGUUCCUGGAGAACGUGAUCCGAGACGCCGUCACCUACACGGAGCACGCCAAGCGCAAGACGGUCACGGCCAUGGACGUGGUCUACGCGCUCAAGCGCCAGGGCCGCACCCUCUACGGCUUCGGGGGCUGAGCUCUGAUUUCGUCACCAGAAAAUUGCACUUCAUAACCAAAGGCCCUUUUCAGGGCCACCCACGAAGUCUUCUAAAGACCUGUAAUCCUCUUCCCAAUCCGCUUCCAGAGCACCUGACCAUGAUCAGGUGAGCUUGGGGUACACGAGAACCCAUUUCAGAUGGGAAAGUACAACGUGCUUAGGAUUGUCCAGAAAGUGCCGAGACCUCCGGUGGCUGGAGUCGGCACCUCGGCCCCACUCCCUGGAGUCUGCACUGUUAGAGACCGUUGUGCUCAAAGCCGACCUCAUUUACCAUGUGUUCCCUAAGGUAAACCUGGCCAACCCUUGUUAUGAAAAGCUGAGUGGUUCUUAAGCUCUUUUGAAAGUCCUUGCAGAGAACAUGGCUAGAAUUUCAAAUAAUGCUAUUGCCUCCAUUUUACUCCGUCCCCUUUAAUUUUCAGUAAGCAAUAUAAUCAAGAAUCCAGUCAUAGCUGGAUUUUAUUUAAAAUAGUGGAAGGAAGGCACUUUCGGAUUCUCAAGACAAUAGUUUAAAGAAUUUUGAUGCAUCUUAGAGGCUUAAAAAAACCACAAAAGUCAGACAUUUUCUUUGUCCUUUAUCCGCGAGACCUAAGCGGGAGGCGGGAAAAUGCUUCCUGUCCUUAGAGGACUGAAGCGAGAGCCAAUCCGUGCGCGGGGUGGGGCGGGAGGCUCCUGUCCAAUCCGGACCCCGGGCUCGCUAUAAAUACCGGGACGCCGCCUCCUACUCUUGCAGCUUCAGGUUGUUACCU
Mirounga angustirostris (Northern elephant seal) is the source of this 1721-nucleotide messenger RNA. RefSeq names its product histone H4. Gene Ontology annotation, cellular component: nucleosome. The record is from RefSeq and is a predicted model, not a curated record. Bases 643 to 954 code for a protein of 103 amino acids. Gene Ontology annotation, molecular function: structural constituent of chromatin; protein heterodimerization activity; DNA binding. The transcript is spliced from 2 exons. Lineage: Eukaryota; Metazoa; Chordata; Mammalia; Carnivora; Phocidae. Gene Ontology annotation, biological process: nucleosome assembly.